GCUCAGAAUGGAGGGUGUACUAACUUUAUAUCAUUCUAAAGCUUUACCCGACCCAUCUAUAACUUCAAGAUAAGAAGAUUAGGCUGUGUGGCGCUUUAAACAGCAGGAACUGAGAGCAUUGUGCAGUUCAGGUUAUACAGGAGACAGAUGUGCUAACCGAUGUGCUACAGGAGACAGAUGUGCUAACCGGUGCUAUUUGAGAGCCUGUAGCUGUGAAAAGAUGGGCUGUUCAGUCCUGAUAUGCCUGGACUCCGCCUUGGUGUUCUGUUAGUGAUGAAGAGCUGCUAUACAAUUCUACUCCUUACUCUGUCUGUCCUGUACAGAGCUGAGUGUGUGUUUGGGAAGACGUUUGAGCACACGAAGCAGGAAUGGGAAAGGUAUCGGAAUGACUGCAUAUUGAAAAUCGCAUCAGAACCGACCCCCUCAGGUUUGUUCUGUAGGCGCAUGUUUGAUCAGUAUGCUUGCUGGACAGAUGGGCUUCCCAAUACCACAGUCAAAGUGCCCUGUCCCUGGUAUUUGCCCUGGCAUGAUCAAGUGCGCAGUGGGUUUGUCCUAAGGGAAUGUGGUCCAGAUGGCCAGUGGCACACAAACAACACCAGCCAUACCUGGAGAGACCACUCACAAUGUGAAGUACAUAGCAGCAACCACAAGGAACAAGAAGAACAGAUACAGGUCCUAACCUAUUUCAGGGUGAUGUACACCAUUGGCUACUCUUUGUCUUUGGCCAGCCUCACUUUGGCACUCCUCAUAUUACUUCUAUUUAGGAAACUGCGUUGCACCCGCAACUAUAUCCACGCCAACCUGUUUGCUUCGUUCAUCCUGCGUGCCGUGUCCAUCAUUAUACGUGAUGAUCUUCUCAGAAUAUACACUCCUGACUACCAAAACAGCAGUGCUUUUUCCCAUGCUCUCAGUAACCAGACAUUGUCUAGCUGCCGCAUAGCCCAAGCGGUAAUGGAGUACUGCGUGGGGGCCAACUACUUCUGGGUGCUAGUGGAGGGCCUGUACAUCCAUAACCUUCUGUUAUUCCUUGUACUCUCUGAGAACCACUACUUCUUUGGUUACCUUGCCCUCGGCUGGGUGACUCCUAUACUUUAUGUGGUGCCAUGGGUAGUAAUGCGUCACCUGUAUGAGAACACAUGGUGCUGGCAGAAGACUGAAAACAUGGCACAUUUGUUGAUAAUUGAAGCUCCUGUCCUCCUGGUUGUUUUAGUAAACUUGGUCAUUUUCAUAAGGAUUAUGCAGGUGGUUGUCUCCAAAUUAAAAGCAGACCGGAUGAGAUCUACAGACUAUCAGUUCAGAUUGGCCAAGUCUACUCUGAUCCUCAUACCCCUACUGGGAAGUCAUAAGGUGGUGCUUUCUGUGGUGACAGUGGAACAGACUGUUGGUCUACUACGACUCAUCUUGCUCUUCUUUGAACUCUUCUUCAACUCAUUUCAGGGUUUUCUGGUGGCCAUUUUAUACUGUUUUGUGAAUAAAGAGGUGCAGUCAGAAAUUAAGAAAAAGUGGCAUCGAUGGAAACUGGGAAUUAGUACCCUGGAUGAACAUCGCACCACCAGCAGCUAUGGAGUACAGGGGGCUACUGGACUUCAAGACCACGAAGACCAGCCAUGCCAGCUGGACUGUCCUGAGGAGAGUGGCAUCCACCUGAGCAUGGACCCUCUUCCAGCCUCCACACAAAUUCCCCUCCAUCACCACCAUCACCCAGGAGCAAAGAAGGGCAAGGCAUAUUGUUACAUUUCAGCCCAUAAGCAAGUGCUGAAUGGAGCAGACACACCAGCACUGGGCCAUUGUGAACUGGGAGUUGAAGGAUAUUCUGAUAGCUACUGCUAAAGCUUAGGACAAUGCGGAAAUAUAUGAGCUAUGAUCUAUAUAUGAUGAAAUAUAUAUCUAUAUGAUGUCUAUUAGGAUUUUCAGAGGCAUACAAAAUUAAAGAUGGAUGUAACUUAAAUUUUGUAAAAAAAAAAAAAAAAAAGUGCUUUGAAGUCAUUGUUAUUUAGUGAAUGAACCUCUAUGGUUUGGUAUUUGUAGAUAAACUUUUACCUGAAUACCAGCAAUCUGGAGGACCAACAGAGCAGUGUGAAACCUUUAACUUUUUCUAUUUUUAAAAGACUCAAAAAUAGGAGGGUCUAAAUUAAAAUAUCUCAAAUCAAUUGAUGUGACUGUUAGUCCACUUGUGUGUUUUUUUUUU
Messenger RNA from Neoarius graeffei (lesser salmon catfish), 2188 nucleotides. RefSeq names its product gastric inhibitory polypeptide receptor (gene gipr). Bases 241 to 1830 code for a protein of 529 amino acids. The transcript is spliced from 14 exons. Gene Ontology annotation, molecular function: peptide hormone binding; gastric inhibitory peptide receptor activity; G protein-coupled peptide receptor activity. Gene Ontology annotation, biological process: adenylate cyclase-modulating G protein-coupled receptor signaling pathway; cell surface receptor signaling pathway. NCBI's taxonomy places the organism in Eukaryota, Metazoa, Chordata, Actinopteri, Siluriformes, Ariidae. The record is from RefSeq and is a predicted model, not a curated record. Gene Ontology annotation, cellular component: plasma membrane.